UACUUCUUACAGAAACCAUGGCUGAAACUCUUCCUCCUGUUGCAAAGGUAGAAACAGUUUUCAAGUCAGUUCAAGAACUGGCAAACAGCAAUCAAAUUCCAGAAAAGUAUAUUCAUACACAAGGCUCAAUCAAUACAUUUCCUCCACUGCUGGAUGUACCAGAAGUUGAUCUUAGUCUUAUCAUUUCAUCAUCCCAUUCCCCCGCCCGCGAACAAGAGCUCAACAAACUUCAAUCCGGUCUCAAGUCUUGUGGCUGUUUCCAGGUCAUAAAUCAUGGAAUAGCAGAUUCAUUUCUUGACAAAGUGCGUGAUAUUAGCAAACAGUUCUUUGCACUUCCAACUGAAGAGAAGCUUAAAUAUGCCAGAACAGUCGAUGACAUUGAAGGAUACGGAAAUGAUUCAGUUCUUUCAGAAAAGCAAACACUUGAUUGGACCGACAGAUUGUAUCUAAAUGUGAUGCCUAAAGACAUAAGGAAACUCCAAUUCUGGCCCCAAAAACCUGAAUGUUUUAGGGAAGUUUUUGAAGAAUAUAUCAAGAAUAUGAAGCUGUUGAGUGAGUCCCUCCUAAAGGCCAUAGCUACGUCAUUGAACUUGGAGGAGAACUGCUUUCUGGACCAGUGUGGAGAACGAGGAAUGAUGGUUGCACGAUUCAACUUCUAUCCUCCAUGCCCAAGGCCUGAUGUUGUACUCGGAGUCAAACCACAUGCUGAUGGAUCAGCCAUUACUCUCCUGUUGCAAGACAAAGAAGUUGAAGGGCUUCAAGUUCUAAAAGAUGAUCAAUGGUUUAGAGUGCCCGUUGUCCCAUAUGGUAUCCUCAUUAAUGUUGGAGAUCAAGUUGAGAUUAUGAGCAAUGGCAUUUUUAAGAGCCCCGUGCACAGGGUGGUGACGAACACAGAAAGAGAAAGAAACACUCUUGCUGUUUUCAUUAUGCCAGAUGUAGAUGUUGAGAUUGGACCAGUGGAAAAACUUAUCAAUGAGGAAACGCCGAGAGUGUACAAGAACAUUAAGAAUUAUGGUGAACUCUUCUUCCAAAACUAUCAGCGCGGGAGAAGACCUAUAGAAGCAGCAAUGAUAUGCAAAGAACUCGAUAGCUGAUAACAAAAAGCUAAGAGAGCAUCAAUUUCAGUUCCUUCUUUCUCGAUUUGUAUUUUAAUUCGUAAUUUUUUCAACACUGUCUAAUUUUUCUUCUGUUUAGUACCACUUUCUUUCAAUAAUAGAAGUAUGAGUUUAAGUUACAUACACCUGCAGUAUAAAGAAAUUUUGCACUAUCAGGUCACCGAAAGGAUAUUUACACGUAAGUCUCCUUAAAAUAUGGGAUUUGUAAUCUUGAAAACAAGAUAGGUUAUUUGCUAUAGCAUGUAAGGUGACCUGAUGGUGUAAAAUGUUCUUACACUGACGGUGUAUAUAACUUAAACUCUAGAAGUAUAUAUUUCUCUCUAA
This is a messenger RNA of Nicotiana attenuata, 1439 nucleotides long. RefSeq names its product codeine O-demethylase-like. Bases 18 to 1094 code for a protein of 358 amino acids. The transcript is spliced from 4 exons. The record is from RefSeq and is a predicted model, not a curated record. Lineage: Eukaryota; Viridiplantae; Streptophyta; Magnoliopsida; Solanales; Solanaceae.